Messenger RNA from Sturnus vulgaris (Common starling), 913 nucleotides. The record is from RefSeq and is a predicted model, not a curated record. NCBI's taxonomy places the organism in Eukaryota, Metazoa, Chordata, Aves, Passeriformes, Sturnidae.
AAACUUUAUCUACGCUCCAGGCAGUGGUUUUUAUUUCUUUAUAUUAAGUAGUAACAGCUUGAACCAAACAUGUAGCAAGUCUUACUUUAAAAAGUUUAGUGUCCUAGCUGGGAGGCUUAGAUUCCCUUCAGUAACAGUUACUGUUUGUAGCAGCUGGAGCAUACAGACCUCUUGUGGUAAGCACAGAGCACUGCUGAGAUGUGGUCUGAAAUGACUGCCUGAAAAUACCGAGAGGGGAGUGAAAUUCUGUGUCCUGCAACUAAAUUAACUUUGCUUUCCUUAACAUAAGCAUUACAUUCCAGAAAACCCUAAUCCUAAAAGUGGUAUUAUUCCAGGAAGCUUAAGCUUUGAAUCGGUCCUGUCAGCGGUUGCUGACUUUAAAGCCCCUGUUUUUGAACCUGGAGGUUCCAUGCAACAAGGAAUGUAUACACCUAAAGCUGAAGUCUGGGAUAAGGAGUUUGACCCUGUCAUGGUCAUACUUCGAACAGUUUACCGCAGAGAUGUGCAGUCUGCAAUGGACAGAUACACAGCAUUCUUAAAGCAAAGUGGCAAAUUCCCUGGAAACCCAUGGCCUCCUUACAAGAAGAGAACACCACUACACCCAAGUUACAGGGGUCUCAUAAAGCUUUUGCACUGUAAAACCCUGCACAUUGUGCUCUUCACACUUCUUUACAAGAUAUUAAUGGAUCAUCAGAAUUUAUCAGAACAUGUGCUUUGCAUGGUUUUAUACUUGAUUGAGCUGGGUUUGGAAAAUUCUCCUGAACAAGAAUUAGAUGAAGAGGUAAGAAUAAAUACCAUAAUUUUCUUCAAAAUGCAAAGGUAUUUUUUAAUAUUCAAUAUGCUUUAAAAUUAGAUUUAACCGUAGUACAUAGAAUAAAACAUCUUUAUUAACUUCUGUAGGGAACAAAUAAUA